GGCCGAUGCCUCCCGGCCCCGGGCCGCCCCGGCCCCGACGGCGUGGGCAGGGAGGGCAGCACCGGGGCCCCGCCGCGCCCUUCCUGCUGCCGCCAACUCCAAUAAAGCUUCCCCGCCACCGCCCUGCGCUCCCGACUUGUCUCUCCGGCAGCCCCGACGGUCAGGCAGCCCCGAGGGUCCCCGCGCUCCGCCCCGACAGGGCGGCCCCGGGGGCGGGCGGGGCUCCCUGCCGAGGAACCAGGGUGCCAAGCUCCGCCGUCCCGUAGCAGCCAUGCAGCUCCUGCCUCUGCUCGCCUGGGCUCUGCUGCCAGGCUAUGGGGCGAUGGGCUGGCGCAGAACUGUGCAGGGAUUCGUGGGGGAGUCCCUCUCAGUUACCUACAAGUACCGGCCCGGCCAGGAGAUGAACCCGAAGUUCUGGUGCAACCCGGGAACAUUUUAUACCUGUGCUAAGGACAUCAUCAUCACUUCGGAGUCACAGCCCGUGGUGCGGAAGGGCCGAUUCUCCAUCCGGGAUAACCGCACACACCUGGUGUUCACAGUGACUGUGGAGGAUCUGACAGAGGAGGAUGCGGGAAUCUACUUCUGUGGGGUGCGAACGGGAAGGCUCCAAUUUGAUCGGGGUGAUGAAGUGGAGGUGAUUGUGUUGCCAGCCACCCCACCAUCAACCUCCACCACAAACAAGCACACCGAUCUCACUAGCUCUGUAACAGGCCCCACACAGACAACUUCCCAAGGGGGAACUGUGCACAUGACGUCAAAUCCGUCCAGCAACCAAAGAUUGAACGUGGUUGAGCACAUCCUCACUCCGGGCAUCGUAGUAGUUCUUCUUUUGCUUGCUGUGGCUGCUGCUGUUCUGGUAAUACUGUCCAGGAAGAGGAAAAAGGCCCUCUCCAGAGCAGCCAUAGAGAUGGACAGGACUCGCAGUGUUUCUCAUACAGGAGCAGAUGCCUUGAAUUAUGCAGACAUUAACCACCACAUGGGCACAGCCGAGAGCCAGCUGUACAGCAACGCCAAGGCUUUCCGGAGCCUGCAAAACUCCACAAUCGAGUACAUGGAAGUCAGGCACAGUGCUAAGCCUGUGGAAGAGGAAUCAGAGGCAAUAUAUGCCAGAGUGCAGAAGCGUGUGCCGCAGCAGGAGCAGAUCUACAGCAACAUGCCACCAGCUCCACGGCCCAGUGAGGAGCCUGAGAGCAGAGCUGGGGGAGUGUGAGCCAGCACCCAGCCCCAUGGGCUGCUUCUGCUGCCAGGAGUGCCACUGGGACCUGCAUGGAGGGGAUUGCAUUGGCAUUGCACUCAGGCAGGAGCUGGCUGGACAGUGGAGCUGCUGCUCUUCAAGGCUCGGAUGUUUCCUUGGAGCAACACUGAGAGGAGACAUGGAGCGGGAUGAGGAUAAAAUCAUCCCUUUGCAUUUGGAGUCCUCAUCCAUACAUUAGUGGUGCUGGGAAUGAAAAUUUUCCCCCUGAAGUGAGGCAGUCCAGGCCAGUGACCUGCCAGGCAGGGUGUCGGGGAGCUGGGAGGGGGAGGCAAGGCUGAGGGUUGCGGGUGGGCUGGCUCCCUGAACCCACCACCUGUCCCACUUGCCCUUCUGCAUUGUUCUUGGGGGGUGAAGCUUCCAAACCCACGGAUCUCCUCAGAGUGACUUUUUUCAUGCUGAUGGCAGCUGGCAGCUCCUGGGAAGCAGGACAGUGGGAAAUGUUAUAUCCAAGUGCAUUUGCACAGGGUGCUUGGGUGGAGGAUGUGGGGUAUUAAGGUCUUGGUGAAGAAAUGGCCUCUCCCCAAACACCACACUUGCACAGCCCCCAGGGAGGUUUCCUCCUGCUCUCUCCCACCACCUCUGACCUGGGAGCACACACAGGGGCUGUAAAUAUCACCCUGCUCAUCUCUGCUUUGCUGAUAGCUUUUUUUUUCUGGCACCCACUAAAUACCUUCUUCUGUGUCAAAUGUUGCUGCUUUAUCAGCGACAGCAAGUGAGAA
Pipra filicauda (Wire-tailed manakin) is the source of this 1974-nucleotide messenger RNA. RefSeq names its product CMRF35-like molecule 8. The record is from RefSeq and is a predicted model, not a curated record. Gene Ontology annotation, molecular function: transmembrane signaling receptor activity. Bases 272 to 1210 code for a protein of 312 amino acids. Lineage: Eukaryota; Metazoa; Chordata; Aves; Passeriformes; Pipridae. Gene Ontology annotation, cellular component: plasma membrane. The transcript is spliced from 7 exons.